GAACUGAAAUUAAAAAACAAACAAGACUUGCUGUUCCUGUCAAUAGACUGCGCGGCUCCACAGACACUAACACAACCGAUUUCAAUUCAUUUAAUUGAUUAUAUUUUGGCUAAUGAUUUGCCAUUGUUAAACAAGUUGAACGUUUGUUGAGUCCCAACGCAAGUCGCGGAUCAAACGCUGAAUCACUCUUGUUCUGCAACCCAUUGUGGAAUGUUUCGCCGUGCGCUUGGAAAGACUGUGGGAUUUGUUGGCUACACCAUCCAGUAUGGCUGCAUCGCACACUGUGCCUUUGAAUACAUUGGGGAGUUUGUCUCUUGCACUGGGCCGUCCAUGGAACCCACCAUCACAAGCAAUGACAUAGUCUUCUCCGAACGGAUAAGUAGGCAUCUUUACAGAAUAGAAAAGGGAGACAUCGUAAUAGCCAAAAGCCCCUCCGACCCGAAGAUGAACGUCUGCAAACGAGUGAUUGGGCUGGAAGGAGACAAAGUGUGCACCAGUGGCCCCUCGGACAUCUUCACGACCCACACUUACGUACCGAAAGGGCACGUAUGGCUAGAAGGGGAUAACCUUCGGAAUUCCACAGAUUCCCGAAGCUAUGGCCCAGUUCCCUAUGCCCUAAUCCGAGGGCGUGUGUGCUUAAAGUUGUGGCCCAUGAAUAACUUUGGUUCCCUGAAUGAGAGUCCAAAUGGGAGGAUUCCACGAAGUAGCUGACACGAUGUCGGCCUCUGUAUAUAAAACGGUUUUCUAAUGUUUUUAAAUAAAUAUUUAUGAAUAA
Messenger RNA from Sardina pilchardus (European sardine), 775 nucleotides. RefSeq names its product inner mitochondrial membrane peptidase subunit 1 (gene immp1l). Gene Ontology annotation, molecular function: serine-type endopeptidase activity. NCBI's taxonomy places the organism in Eukaryota, Metazoa, Chordata, Actinopteri, Clupeiformes, Clupeidae. Gene Ontology annotation, cellular component: membrane; mitochondrial inner membrane peptidase complex. The record is from RefSeq and is a predicted model, not a curated record. Bases 211 to 711 code for a protein of 166 amino acids. The transcript has 6 exons.